UCUCCGCGGACGGGAAGGCCGACCGGGAGGUCACGACCCGCAGCUGCCGAGCGUGGAAGUGCUACCGCCGGAACAGUGCGUCGAUGUACGACAGGCGACGGGCCAACCGCCAGCUCAAGAUCCGGCUACUUCAGGCUGAAGUGGUGGAGACUCUCCUGUAUGGGUGCGCCUCGUGGAGCCUAACAGCGGAGCACUACACGAAGCUCAAUGGGACCCACCGCCAGUUCCUUACACGGUGCAUCGGCUGGAGCAAGCGGAAACGCUCAGACCGCCCACCUGUCCUAUUCCCAGGCCCUCAUCCAGGCAGGCUGCGAGGAAACCAUCGAGGCCACCGUGCGCAAACGGAGACUGUGUUUCGCGGGCUUUGUUAUGCGCAUGGAGGACAGCCGCCUCCCCAAGCGCAUGCUGUUAGGAGCGAUGGCGAGGGGCGUGGGAUACCGGGGCGGGCAGGAGAGCGUCUGGGUGUCUCAUCUUGGAGAGGACCUCGUGGCCUUCAACAUGGGAGACGAAAAGGAAGGGGGUAAAUGGAAAGAGAGCGCCAAGGAUCCGGAGGUAGGUGUGGUACAACAAGGUCGAAGACGGGGGGGCAUGGUUCAUGAGGAAAUGGCACAGGCAG
Molecule: messenger RNA, 616 nt
Organism: Ectocarpus sp. CCAP 1310/34
Lineage: Eukaryota; Phaeophyceae; Ectocarpales; Ectocarpaceae
Source: the annotation of a GenBank genome assembly